AUGAAGAUAGAUGAGAAGGUUGUCUCAUAUUUCGAAUCGAGCAGCUCACCUGUGGACAAAGAAGGCUAUCUCUUUAAGAAGGGUGACUUCAGGCCAUCCUACCACAAGCGUUGGUUUGUUCUGAAGGGCAACCUCCUGUUCUACAAGGACCACCCGGAUGACCGAGACCUGGUCGGCCUCAUCGUUCUGGACGGCUGCACCGUGCAGCUGUGCGAGUCCGACGAGCAGUUCGCCUUCUCGCUGGUGUGGAGCGAGCCGGAGGGACUCCGGCCUUACAAGUUCGCCGCCGAGGACCAGGCCGAGCAGGAGAGCUGGAUCAAGGCGCUGCUUUCGGCCAACCACGGGUACUUGGCGCUGCUGGUGAUGGACCUGGAGACCAAGUACAAAGAAACAUUAGAGGCCUUGUUCAGUGACCCGGCCAACGGUGCCGCCACCCCAAGCGCGGGACUUCAGCUGCAAUCGUCCACUCCGAAGUUGACCCGUCAUCCAACUGCAGGCGCAACCGCCACCUCCGUCCCGAAACUCCAAACCCCGGCCGUCGCCCUCAAAUCCACCAUCAAGAAGUCCCCUAAACUGUGGCCCAAGAGAACCGCCAACGUGGCGCCCAUCGACGGCCCCCCGCCGCCCGCAGGCGACUGGUCGGCGGUGCGUUCGGGGACCAUCCAAGAAGAAUUUAGCAAAUUGCACGAGGAUUUCGGAAAGGAAGUGAAGGAACUGAUCGCCGAUUGGUCGAGAAGCGGACGCUCCGCCCAAGUGACGCUCAAGGAGAACUUGAUAGAUUUUAGCAGUUUUGAGUAA
This is a messenger RNA of Nerophis lumbriciformis (worm pipefish), 798 nucleotides long. Lineage: Eukaryota; Metazoa; Chordata; Actinopteri; Syngnathiformes; Syngnathidae. The record is from RefSeq and is a predicted model, not a curated record.